AUGGUUGAAUCAAUUAUCGGUAUUCGAGGAAAGGAUUUCGUUUUGUUAGCACAAGACGCAAAUACUACAAAAUAUGGCAUACUUAAUAUGAAAUUCGAUACAAAUCGAUUAUUUAAAUUAAGUGAACACUGUGCCAUGCUUGCCGCCGGUGAACCAGGUGAUGUAGUUCAAUUCGCUGAAUAUGUCGGUAAAAACAUUCAAUUAUAUAAAAUGAUCAAUGGAAUUGAGCUAUCUCCGUAUGCUUGCGCGAAUUUCACACGCCAUGAAAUGGCCACGUCACUUCGUUCUCGUAAUUCAUUUCUCGCUAACCUUGUUGUUGGUGGUUAUUCAACAAACGAACGUGACAAAGAUCGGGCGCAAUUGUAUUCCAUUGAUUAUCUCGGUGCAAUGGUUUCUGCUAACGUCGUUGCUCAUGGUUUUUGUCAAUUUUUUGCCUUGGGUAUUGGAGAUCGACUAUGGAAAGAAGAUUUAACAGUUGAUGAAGCAUUAUUUAUGUUACAAACUAUUGUCAAUGAACUCGGUAAACGUAUGGCUGCUUAUCCACAUUGCGUAUUCGUACGAAUUAUCGAUGCACAAGGUAUUCGUGUUCUUGAUAAUAUGUAUCCGGAGAAGGUCGUCGUUGGAAAACCACAUGAAGUCGAAUUACAAACAAGUGCUGAUAUGAUGGAUAUUCAUACUUAG
Molecule: messenger RNA, 681 nt
Organism: Adineta ricciae
Lineage: Eukaryota; Metazoa; Rotifera; Eurotatoria; Adinetida; Adinetidae
Source: the annotation of a GenBank genome assembly